UCCAUUGGGGAAAACCAAUUAUUUCCUGGUAUCGAGUAGGCCUUCAUCCAUGUCAUCAUGCAUGCUGUACUACUACUGUUGGCCCGUGUGUGAAGUACAUGUACAAAAAUGUACAUGUACAUGUAAGUGUAUUAAUACAGUUCAAACCCAGCCGCGUUGAAAUGUAAUAGAACAUAAAAUGUCCCAAAGAGAACAUUUGGAAGCAUUUUUACAACAUGAGGAACAUCUUCGGAUGUUGGCUACAAAUGGUGAAGAUGGAUUUUUGAAAGAAUUUAUGGCACUCAAGCAGCAGUCAAUGAGGUAUAAGACAGAGAAAACAUUCUCUACCAAUGAAGGAGAACGUGAUAGCAACAUACGCAAAAACAGAUACAAAGAUAUAUUGCCAUUUGACUAUACUCGUAUUGUUCUACCUGAGAUAGAAGAUGUGGAAGGAUCAGACUACAUCAAUGCAAACUACAUCAUGGGAGUUAACGGCAAGAAUGUGUAUGUUGCAGCUCAAGGUCCUUUGCCACACACAGUCAAUGACUUUUGGCGUCUUUUGUGGGAAACUGGGGUGGAGGUGGUCAUCAUGGCCUGCAAUGAAUACGAAAGUGGAAAGCACAAAUGCGAGAAGUACUGGGCUGAUGAAAAUGAAACAAAACAGUUUGGAAAUGUCACAGUGAGCUUAAUAACCCAGUUGAGAGUGACUCCAGAUUUUAUGAUUCGCACGCUGAAGGCCAGCAACCAAGAGGAAGAGAGAGUGCUGAAUCAAUUUCAUUAUACAGCCUGGCCUGACCAUGGAGUGCCAAAGUCAGUCAAGCCUAUCAUGGAUAUGAUCCAGCUAUUUAGAGAGUAUCUGCCAAGUGAAGAAAGCGUUGUUGUCAUGCACUGCAGCGCUGGUUGUGGACGCACUGGUACAAUGAUUUGCAUUGAUUAUGUUCGUGCUUUACUGAAGGCAGGGAAAGUAGGGGCUGACUUCUGUCUGUAUGACAUCAUCAUGGAGAUGAGGAAGCAAAGACCAGCUUUUGUUCAGACAAGGGAUCAGUAUGAAUUAGUGCACAGAGCAGUGGCCUGGUUGUUCAGAAAGGAACUUGGUUUGGCACCCAACCCUCAUGACUUUGACCAUUUGUAUGAAAAUGUUAAAUUGCAUAAUGAGGGACCUAGAAUGCCUCCUGGUGCAGGUAAUUUAAGUCCAGAUAUAAAGCCAACACAACAGCUAAAGUUAAGUCCAAAACAACGGAGGCAGAAAGAUAAAGAGCAGGAUCAUGGUCACAACUAUGUUAAUCAUGUCAUUCAAGGAAAAGGCUCAUCAUCUGAUGGAGGUUCUACUUCAGCACCUGCAAAUAUGAAGAUUCUAAAGCCCCCAUCAUUACCUACCAAACAGCAACGUGACACUGAUACCAGUGAAACAGUAUAUGCAAAUUUUCAAGAGAAGACAGACACAGAAGAAAAACUGGAUGAUGCUUGCUCAAGCCCUGCUGUCACUCCAAAGCACAGUCCCUUGGCUCAAGAGAGAUUUGAAAGUGGCUACAAGAGUACAUUAGCUGCUUUUAAGGAAUUUGAGGCACCGCCUUUGCAAGUAAAGCCUCAAUCUCCUAAAUCCAUAGAGCAGGGGAAACCAACUCCACGUUCAAAACCUGUGCUUUCUGUGUCAUCCACCAAAUCAUUAGACCUUGACCUUGGCAAGCCAAUUCUUCCGGCUAAACCCCCACUCAGUGAUAAACCUGCAAUUGGAGAGAAACCAGUCAAAGUUUUGCCAUCAACACGACCAAAUCUGGCAACAAAACCAGCUUUUGUACGAAAGAAAGAUACAGCCAGUGGGGGAAGCCCUCAUGGGACAAGUCCAUCCUCAGGACUCAAACGACGUCCUACAAGUGAACCAGUCCCUCCUCAAGACCAUGAGAAGGUUCAUCACCUGGGUGCUGCACAGUUCCUACUUGCUAAAAAUGUAGUCAAAGCCACACUUUCUAACAAGUCAGAAGGAGAUGACAGAAAGGAACAUGAGGUCAAAAAAGGCAAGGAGAGGAGAGACUCCCAGGGCAGACCUACCUCUGCCCCUCCCAAACCACCAACAGCUGUCACAAAACCGAUGACCAAGACUGCUGCCACUAAACAUCAACCCUAUGAAGCAGUGGAUAUAGCCUUGCCUUUGGGAAGAGAUGCGGCAUCCAGUGACAAGGAAGAUUCAGCCAAAGGAUUUCAGUAUGAAAUUAAGCCAGUAGUGACGGUUAAACUCCAAUCUCACCAAGAUAAGGUUGAUACUAAGUCACCCAAAAAUCUGGAAUCUUCCCUAACACAAAUGCAGCACAGAAAAACGAUUGACGCAGCUCGGCCUCAGCAACCAGUCCCUGAAAGUGGGAGCUCAGAAUAUGCCUAUGCUGUCCAACCUGUUAAUGUAAUUGAAAAACUGAAAGAUGCUCAGUCUAGACCACAACUCAAGACAGGACAAGGUUUUUCAUAUGCCUAUGCUCGUGACUCUGUAGAUGACGGUACCGGCACUCCCAAAGAGUCAUCUAAAUCACCCAAAAUUUUGGAUGAUUAUUCCUAUGCUUCUGAUGUAAUUAUCCCUGUUACAUCAGUCAACAGAGAAAGUUCUGAUGGGAAGAAUACUGGACAAUCCAUGGCCUAUGAGGUCAUUCAGAUCAGUCGACCACCCAGUCAGAAGACAUCAGAAGAGGCAGGCACAGAUGACAUUCCUGUAUUUGACAAAGGCCCAGGUGAAUACAAUGAACCAAACUUCAUUUCUUAUAGACAAGUUUCUGAACAAAGCUCCUCUGGGCAGACCCGUGAAUCUGUGUUGAGUAGCACCUCAUGGGCUUCCUUCACUGAUGAUGAUUAUGACUAUAAUACGGAUGAGCAACCUCCAACAAUUCCAGUCAAGACAUCUGCAGCAUAUGAAUAUGUUGACGGUGAGGAAGUGGAUGAAGCUGGAUCAGGAUCAAGUGCAAAACCAAAAAUAGCUCAGUUCCUGGCCAACCAAAGAGACAAGCUUGCAACACAUAAAGACAAACUUACCUCAAAUACAAAAGGCUUCCUGACAAAGAUUGGAGAUGCUGUCACUAGGAAUGCACCUGCAUCAACAGGCAACAGGUCUUCACCUCCAUCUACCUUAUCAAGUAGUCCUCAAGCUGGAAUUGUGUCUGACCUCAAUGAAAUCAUAAAAAAAACACUGAGAGAGUUUGAACCAACUUACAAGGAAGAACCAAAUAUGUUCCAAGGCCGUGAUAUUAGUUUUCCAAAACGUGUGCCAAGUCCAAAGUCUCCACCCCCACUUCCCAAUGAAUGGAUCCAGUCAGACACACAAAAUAGCACAGCAUCAGUCCAGCUGUGAAACAUCUCCAUAUCAGGAAGAGGUCUGGAAAGUGCCUCAUAUCAGUUCAUGAUUUCUGUUGUCAAUUUGGCACAAUAAAAUAGAACAGACAUGGUAUGAUGGUAUAUUAAACGUAAACAAGAUGCUUAGCAUAGGAAUCUAAAUCACAUUUGAUUAACUCUGUCAACAAGCAUCUCUCACCAGUGAGAGAGUGAUCCAUAACUGAAUGACAUUUCCACAUUAAAGAAUUUUUGAGUUUUGAAUAGAAACAAGUCAAUCUAAAUGGGGAUUUUUUUGGGGGGGGGAAUGGAUUUGAGGUUAUAAUCCAAUUGGAUGUUUGAAAGUCAGUUGUUCAAAUCUCCAUCCCAAAGCCAUCCAGCAUAUACAGUCUUCUCAUUCCGGUUAAUAUUAUAUUAAAACUGAGCCAUGCGUAAAUGUUCGAUGCUGGCUUCUGAUAUCUACAGCCUGCACAUUCAUGCAAGUAAAUCACGUUACUGGUUGCAGUAAUCCUACUAUGACUUUAUUUCCUUUUGUAAUGAAUAUUUUUCUCAAUAUUUAAUGAAAGUAUAAGGUAAUUCUUUAUUUUUCCAUUCUAUAAGAGAAAUGUAUAGUCAUGUACAAAGAGUACAUUUCCAAAAAAGAGAAAUUAUAACAACAUGACUUAAAAUUUAAGUUGUUUGAAAUGGAGUAAGUAACAGAAGUCUGAAAGCUGUGUAAUCACAUUUAUCCUAUUUUAGUGGAAGUACAUGUAUUGUAAAUCUGUUAUUGCCAAAUGAACUGGAUAUUUAGACUACUGACUAAAACAAAAGAUGGAUUUGGACUAAGUUUGUUGAAUAUGCUUGUAUGAGUUGAUUGUGCUGGCUUCGUUAACUUGUCACACGUUAUUUAAUCAGUAGUGGUUGACUUUUUAAAGUUCAUUGUCACUUAAAGUGUUUGCAUGUGUUGUCUAGUAAAACCAAAAAAAACACUGUAUAGUCUAUUAGAAAGCAUGGUUAUGAGUGUUGGGGUGUUUCCCUUUUUUUCAUGAGUGCAAAGUGUUUACUGUGAAGAGGUAUAUUUUGCUGGAGUACGGACAUCUGUUAUAAGAGAGCAUAGCCAUGUGUGUUGGGGUGUUUCCCCUUUUUUCAUACGCGUGGAGUGUUUACUCAGAUAGCAGGUAUAUUGUGCUAGAGUAUGGUACGUAGAGAGAUACUUAGUAGCUUUUACCUAUGGAAUUGUCAUUUUAUUUUGAAUGUAGCACUUUUUUGGAAUUCCUUUCUUUGUCUUUCUUAUGAUUUAUGUAACAGGAUCGGGAAAUGGUAAUACAUGCACAUAAGGCACACCGAUUGAUAACAUUUUGCACACAUGAUUGAGAACUAGACCAUUCAGUCUUUGACAAAGGUGGGAUCAUCACAGCAUACAACAGAAUGGGACAGUGGCAGAGGUUUGGGGACAUUACCUGUUCUCAGAUACAGCUGUCAUCUCAGGCUGCCAGUCUGAUGAUUGAUUUUGUUUAUCUUCACUGAGGCUUUCCUCUUCGAUGUGCUUUGUAGAUAUCUUUGAUCUCAAAUCCUAACCAGACUGGCACAGCUCCUGUAUGUACAUAGCUCUGCACAGACUGUUGUCACGUGAAAAUUCAGAGAGCAGGGGAUGGGGAGGGCUAUUGUUUGUGAUUAUCCUGUGUAAAUUGAACUUACAAGCAAAUCAAAGGGGACAGGAGUUAACUGUGGAUGUGAAUGUGCUGGAUUUGCAUCCUUCCCUUAUACAUGAACAUUGACAGGAUAACAUGUUGACCCUAAUAGUAAACAAAUAUUCACCGGAUAACAUCUGACCAAGACAGGGCCCUGCAAGGAAGUUGUAGGACAGUUCCCAGUAAUAACUAUUGAGGUGCCAAUGAAAAAUGUACAUAUCUAGAUUAAAUUGGAUAGAAAUGAUUUAAUGUAAAUUUAGUUCAUAUGUAAAGGUUGUGUGCUGAUUGGAAUAAUCAUUUAAAGUAUAUUACAUGUACCACAAUGCCCUCAUAAAGAAAUUUUUCAUUUGGAUUAUAUUGUAACUGCAUUUACAUAUUUCACCAGUUAGAGGAGAACCAGCACGGUGAAAAGAACAUUCAUAAUAAAUGGAUUUUGCGUAUUUGUACAGUUAAACAGAACUAGACAUUAAUCAGCAAAAAUCAGUUGUUUAACCCUAAUUGUUUUUCUCACCACAAAAAAGUUGGGGGGGGGGGAAGGAAUGAUUCCUUAGCCCAUUCCCCUUGUCAAAAAGUGGGGGAUAUGUACACCCAUCCCCCAGGAUGCCUUGUUAUUAUGGCAACUGAGUAAACAACUGAUUGAACAGCUUGGUAAUUUUACUUUAUGCUUAUAAACACAUGGAUACGGAAAUGUGCAUUGCUUCUAGCAAAAAACAUGCUUUCAGUUCUUGGAGUCACCAGAUAUUGACUUAUAAAAGAACACUUGAUCUUAGCAAUAAUCAUAAUGUGAAACCAAAUGAUAUUUCAAGCACUGUCUGUGAAAAUUGGAUGGGUUAUCCUCCACUACUAAACCCUGAGAACCAGAACUCAAGUCUUUUGUAGAUCCAUGUGCAAACUUAAUUGGACAAAUACCUAAAAAUGUGCAGGUCCAAGUAAAGGGAACAGUGGAAAAGAUUAGUGGGAGUCCUUGGUAGUGAGCAUACUGCACAAGUGACAUGGCUAGCACUGCAUUAAGGAGAGGAGCUUUUUUGUUAGUUUUUGGACCAGACUGUAUAAGAUUUAAUGUCACAAUCCCCUAAAUGAUUUAUUUCCUCAUAAUGCAGUUGCAAUCAUUCAACUGUCAUGUAGUCUUGUACCAAACAAAGCAUGUGCAGGCGUGUCUGUGGAGGACAGAUUUUGUUCUUUAGGCUUAAGGGUUUUAAGUGAAUAUAGUUUGGAAUAUUAUUGUAGUCAACUACAUGUAAGCUAUCAUUGGUAUUUUAAAUAACAUGAGAAAACAUAUACAUGUACUGACAGUUACAAUCCUGGAAUAUUAGUUAAAAUGGAUCAGAAAGACUGUGCUUUGUUUUUGUAUUUAAAUAAUGGCAUUUGCCAGAUGCAGAAAAAUACAAAUUUUAGUUAGAAAAUUUCAUUCUUUCAAGUACACAACCGUUAAGCACACUUUAAUGAUAUAUAUGAUUUCAUUUGUGAUUUGGGGUUAAUUUUGUACAGUUGUUUGUAUGUUAAGAGGUAUCAAUAUGCAAUAUUUGAUCAUUGUAAACAUAAGAAUUUUGAUAUAGGGCUCAAUAUAUAGGGCUUAUUAAGAGGAAUGAAAAUCAAAAUGAAAUUAUUGGAAAGAUAUAUCUGUACAUGAUAGACGUGCAUAAAAAUUUAAAAAUAACCUCCAUAUAAUGGCAUUAUAGACUUGACUUUGACAAGUGCUUGUGCUUUAAAAUUCAGCAGUUUGCUAGUUAAUUAUGAUAUCUGACAACUAAUUUUUUAUCAAAACUACUUUUUAAAUAAACAAUUUGCAAACCCUUUUUAUACAUGCAAAGUGCCUUUUCAGUGCAUUUUAUCGUAUGGGCUUUCAUCUUAUUUCUGCACAUUGCUGAAACUUGUGUACACAUGAUGUAAAUGGUCAAAGUGUUUUUAUGUAAUAAUGCACUUGUAGUUAAAGACCACAUAAUCCCUGCAUAUUGUUAAACCCCUUCCCGGCCGGUUGAAACAAAAGCAAUGUUUACCUUUUAAACAUUUCUUCAGCCACUGGAAUAAGGGAAGAGCUUCCUAUAUAUACAGUGAACUCAACCAGGAUUCAUCUGCAGGAUAAAGCUCUCCAAGUCCGAGGUCCAUGGAGUAGUAGUGCUUUAAGCAUACCAUUAGCGUACCUUGAGUGAUGAAGGAAUACAGGAAGUGCCAAUGUUUCUAUGUUGAUGAAUUGCCUCGUCAACUAAUUGACGAGUUGAUGAUCAUGUUUCAUGAAACAUUCCUCCCACGCAUGGCAAAAAAGAUAACAUUCUAUCCUUGGAGCAAGAUUGAUUGAAGUGUCAUAGAAGUUGAAUCCUGUAUGUCACAUUGUUUGAUGACUCUACGCAAUGAGACUUUUCCACUAGGCUCUUCACAAAAUAAAGCCAAUACCAUUCCCUCUCAAAAACAGAUUUCUGAAUAUGUGUAUGUGAUGCUGGUGCUCCAGAAAUGAACAAAUCAAAUGUAAAUGUGUGCAGUCAAAAAAAGGAAUUUAUUUGCAGGACAUAGCAAUGUCUGAGAAGUAUUGAUUCUAACUUCAUGCAAAUUCUACAUGCAGAAUUCAUAUGUAUAAAAUAUUUUAUGUUUAUGCUUGCUGAAUAGAACACUGCAUUUGUUAUAAGUGUUAUUAUUAUUUGUAUACAAGUACACGUACUGAUUAAUAUGCCCAAGAUGUUGCACUUUAAAAAAUGAGUUAUGCAGCCAAAUGAAUACAUGUAGUAAAUGGGAAAAAGACCGAACUGUACAAUGAUUUUGAAAAUGUGACAGACAGUGAACAUCAAAAUCAGCAGUUGAGAUGCUCAACAAAUAUUUUUUCAGGCUCAUUUCAUGUAACUCAGUGUAAUUAAUUUAAUAUCACUUUGGCAAAUUUAUUCUUUUUGGUAAAGGAUUCUAUUUUCAGUAAUUGUAGGGUUCAGUUUUCUUGAGGAAUUUUUUAUGACACAGAUGUUAAUCCAGUUACGUAACUAUUUCCAUCUUGCCCUUAAUAAAAAAAAAACGCAAAAGGUACUGA
Messenger RNA from Acanthaster planci (crown-of-thorns starfish), 7968 nucleotides. RefSeq lists its product as uncharacterized. The record is from RefSeq and is a predicted model, not a curated record. Gene Ontology annotation, biological process: protein dephosphorylation. Gene Ontology annotation, cellular component: nucleus; cytoplasm. Gene Ontology annotation, molecular function: non-membrane spanning protein tyrosine phosphatase activity. NCBI's taxonomy places the organism in Eukaryota, Metazoa, Echinodermata, Asteroidea, Valvatida, Acanthasteridae.